Messenger RNA from Dromaius novaehollandiae (emu), 3134 nucleotides. It is a transcript of the gene ENTPD6, whose product is annotated as ectonucleoside triphosphate diphosphohydrolase 6. Gene Ontology annotation, cellular component: Golgi apparatus. The record is from RefSeq and is a predicted model, not a curated record. Lineage: Eukaryota; Metazoa; Chordata; Aves; Casuariiformes; Dromaiidae. Bases 413 to 1795 code for a protein of 460 amino acids. Gene Ontology annotation, molecular function: hydrolase activity. The transcript is spliced from 15 exons.
GGGCAGAGACGGAGGGGGGUCGGUUGGGCGGGGGGGGGUUUCGCUGGUCAACGGCCGUGUGUGCGGGUGCGCCGUGGUGCCUUGCGGCAGCCUCGCCGGCGGGAGCGGGCCUGCCCCGGCUUCCUGCCUGCACAGCCUGCUGUCGUCGUGCCGCACGCCGUCCUCUCCAGCCCCGUCCCUUCCUGCAGCGCUUCCGCAGCCUCGCGGUGAGGAAGCGACCUCCAUUUCUGUCCUGUUGCGCCUUGUCCGUUUUGGGCGAUGCGCCGGAAUCACCUUGAAUUCAAAUUCUGCCCUAUCUUGGCCUCUCUGCGCCUCCGGGAAAUGUUGCAGGAGUGAUGUGGGAACCACCUGUUCUGUGUGAAAGAGAAGGGAUGAACCAUCUGAUAAAGAGAAGAAACAAAACGCCUGGUAAAUGGAAGCCAUGAAGAUAUCAAAGCGGUUCUUUGCUUUUGGGAUUUUGGCAUGCAUAGCUAUUUAUGUUGCAUACAUAAAAUGGCACUUGGACUCCAAACCGGUCUUAGGAGCAACAGAAGGAAUUGCUGAAAGCAGGAGAGACAGAUUGAACCAUCAGGCAGUGACAGCAGAUCUCUCAGUCUUUUAUGGGAUUAUGUUUGAUGCAGGAAGCACUGGAACUCGCAUACAUAUUUUUAAAUUUACGCAGCAGCCAAAAGAGACUCCCAAGUUAACCCAUGAGACAUUUAAAGCACUGAAGCCAGGUCUGUCUGCAUAUGCUGAUGAUGUUGAGAAGAGUGGCCAGGGAAUAAAAGAGCUCCUGGAAGUAGCAAAGAGUGAAGUUCCCAUGGAGUUGUGGAAGUCCACUCCUCUGGUCCUGAAAGCAACAGCUGGCUUACGGUUGCUUCCAGGAGAGAAGGCUCAGAAGUUGCUGGAUAAGGUGAAGGAGAUUUUUCAAGCUUCCCCCUUCUUUGUGAGGGACAACUGUGUGUCCAUAAUGAAUGGAACUGAUGAAGGUGUUUCAGCCUGGAUCACAAUAAAUUUUUUAACAGGCAGCUUAAAUGAUCCACAGAAGAGAAGUGUAGGAAUGCUAGAUUUAGGUGGUGGAUCAACACAGAUCACCUUCCUUCCACACGCUGAGGCAACUCUCCAGGCAUCACCAGCUGGCCAUACAACUUCAUUUCAGAUGUUCAACAACACCUAUAAGCUGUAUUCAUACAGUUACCUGGGACUUGGGCUGAUGUCAGCAAGGCUCGCAAUUUUGGGAGGAGUUGAGGGAAAACCUUUAGGGGAAGGUCAGGAGCUGAUCAGCCCUUGUUUAUCACCUGGUUUCAAAUCUGAAUGGGAACAUGCUGAGAUAGUGUACAAAAUUAAAGGACAGAAGGCAGGUGAACCUCUGUAUGAGUCUUGUUCUAGCAAAGUGGCAAAGAUGCUCUACAAAAAAGUGCAUAAAACCGAGGAAGUGAAGAAUUUGGAUUUUUAUGCUUUCUCCUAUUACUAUGACUGUGCAGCAGAGGUUGGUCUCAUAGAUAAAAAAAAGGGAGGAAGCCUAACUGUCAGUGACUUUGAAAUUGCAGCUAAAUAUGCACCCAUCUUCUGGAGGUCACCUGUCUGCACAGCAUCUCAACCAACAUUUCUGGUAUGUAAGACCAUGGAAAUCAGCCCAGGAAGCAGCCCUUUUCUCUGCAUGGACCUCACAUACAUCACCUGGCUUCUGCAAGAACUAGGCUUUGUGAAGAGCCAAGUCUUCAAGCUUGCCCGGAAAAUUGACAACGUUGAAACGAGCUGGGCUCUGGGAGCCACUUUUCAUUACAUCAACUCACUCAACAGACUGCAGUAUUAAAGCUCCUUGAAGGUGACUUAUGAGAAUCUCAGCUUUUGGAAGCCCAACACAGGAGGAUCUGGUAAAGGGCCUGCUUUUGGCUUCCUGAGUUCUUUGGGAGGUUAUCAUAAGCUAGGACCCUUUCUUUCCCUCCCCCCCACCAAGUCCCCUUCUUCACUAGCUCUCUUUUACAGUGCAGAGUGCAGUAUCUAAAGAAUAAGCAUUGAUUGUAUGGCAUCUGCAGUCAACUUGAUGUAAACCCAGAUCAUCUUUGAAGGAAAGCUAGGACUCUCUGCAAGACAUCUAUGAUCUCUAUGAGAAAAAAUGCAUCUAUGUGGAAUAUACCUGUAAUAUUUGCCUGUGAUGUGCUGAAGCUGGUGUAGGAAAUGGUCACUCCAGAGAGAACACUUCACUGUCCUGAUUUCCUUUUGGGGUGUUUCUUUUCUUUUUGUCAGCAGUUUUCAGUGAUGAUUAUUUUUAUUUUACUACUUACAUUGUUUGAAAAUGAACUUAGGUGUGCAUGUGAAGACAGUGCAUUGAUGCAGAUGUGUGGCUGAAACUGUGUGGAAGUCUCAGCUCUGCUUUUCACUUGCCGAACUAGCAGCACUCAGGAGCACCCUGGAAACUGUGGGUAUGCAUUUACAGGCGUGAAUCAGAACCGAUCGGCCAUGGAGCAUAAAAGCAUGCGAGGCUCUGGCUAUUGGGAUAAGGAUGGUGGAUAUGGAUGGUGGAAGACAACAUCAGAUUUGCUGAAUCUCAAAGAGACAAAAGACCUGGGAGUUUGGUAUGGGGCUAAGCAUGGGUUUGGCAAUGCUGGCUCGGUGUAAGAUCCACGAACACGAUGCAGCCACCAAAAUAAACCCUAAGGGCAGCUUAUUGGACCUCACAGACAUUUGUGCCUUGGCAAGGUGUAUGCAGGGCCUGGGACGAAUGCGUUGACAGGGCAUUGUGAGUGCUACCUCCUGCAGAAGCACCUCAUAUGGAUACAUGAAUGUAUUUGUUGCUGCGUGGAGCUGUGGCAGGGCACCUGCAAGGCACCACGCGGACCUCCAGUGUGCCGGCUGGGAGCAAUCUUGGACAUGCUAGGCUAGUCAUAAUCAACCUGUGCAAUUGUGUGGUAUUUAUGUGGGUAUUUAGAGUAGAUCUGAGCAGUGUUUUGGGGGUGUAAGGGAGCCAUGCAUUUGGGGGGAGUAAGCACCUUGAUGUGCGAGCACCGCACUGGGGCCACACAGACCCAGCUGUGCCCUUCGCUGGGGGCAGCAGGAGGCAGCUUGUGGCCGCGAGCGUGCAAGGGCUGCCCAAACCCCUGACGGUAAAACCCAAAUUGUUUCACUGACAAUAAAACUCUGAUGAAAAAUGA